Messenger RNA from Melampsora larici-populina 98AG31, 204 nucleotides. RefSeq lists its product as uncharacterized. The coding region runs from base 1 to 204 and encodes 67 amino acids. The transcript is spliced from 3 exons. NCBI's taxonomy places the organism in Eukaryota, Fungi, Basidiomycota, Pucciniomycetes, Pucciniales, Melampsoraceae. The record is from RefSeq and is a predicted model, not a curated record.
AUGUCAAGUAUUGUGAUUCAAAAUCAAAUAGCCUUGGAUACGACACAAGAAGUCUGGGAGAAUUUCGAAGAAGCCGACCAAAGUGAAGGACUUGAUCGAGAUGACAGAGGGACUCAACAGUACGCAAAUCUAUUCUUCUUACUUCAGAGCGACCCAAGACUGAUUGCUGCCUUGUGUAGAUUUAGUGUCCGUGGGCAAGAUUGA